CCUGCGCUUUUCGUUGACAGUAGGUAAAGUUCGCAGCCUGAGGAAAUUACGUUGAUCAGUUCGUUACUUCGUUUGGUUCUACGGGUUUAGAAGCCGUUCUAGGAAUAUUAUUGAAUGUUUAAGUGGUUCGUCCCGCUCAUACCUAGAUAAAGUGCGUUUAGGUUAGUCGGACAACAACAGAAAUCACGACAAACUAUCGUCGUACGGUGUGUACAGCCGAUCUGUUUGAUUUGUUGGAUAAUUUUCCAUUCCAGUGCUGUUACCGUUGCUGCAUCCUUUUAUUUUCUUGGCGAAAAUGCGGAACUGUUGACGCGACCAAGUACCACACCAGAAAUAGUUUGGAUGUUGAAAUCGAAUUUGUAAUAUCGGUUUGCAAAUUGUGUGUUCAGCGAAGAUAAUGCUUAAUGGAAUACCAUUGUUUUUGGAUAACCACUUCCUAUAUUUCGACAAUAUUAGUGCUCGUUCGGGAUAGGAUCAGUUUGAUUUCGUUGAAAUAAUGUCGGGAACGCAUAUGAAUAACGAACAGGAACACAGAUCGCCCAGGGAAAGCGGCGAAGACUCCGAAGAUGAAAGCGAAAUUCUGGAGGAAAGUCCGUGCGGCCGAUGGCUUAAGCGGCGUGAAGAGGUUGAGCAGCGUGACGUGCCUGGCAUCGACUGCGCCUUCCUGGCAAUGGACAUGGAAGAGGGCGUGGAGGUAGUAUGGAACGAGGUCCAGUUCUCCGAGCGAAAGAACUUCAAGAACCAGGAGGAGAAGAUCCAGAUGGUGUUUGAGAACCUCACGCAGCUGGAUCAUCCCAAUAUCGUUAAAUUCCAUCGGUACUGGACCGACACCCAUAAUGACAAACCUAGGGUAAUCUUCAUUACUGAGUACAUGUCGUCCGGCUCCCUGAAACAGUUCCUCAAACGUACCAAACGCAACGUACGAAGGCUGCCCCUGCCAGCUUGGAGGAGAUGGUGCACCCAAAUACUCUCAGCAUUAAGUUACUUGCAUUCCUGUUCACCGCCCAUCAUCCACGGCAAUCUGACCUGUGAUACCAUAUUUAUACAACACAACGGGCUCGUCAAGAUCGGAUCAGUGGCUCCCGACUCGAUAAAUCAUCACGUGAAGACCUGCCAUGACGACUUCAAAAAUAUGCAUUUCAUCGCUCCAGAACAUCCUGCCAUAAGUCCCGCUUUGGACAUAUACGCAUUCGGGAUGUGCGCCUUGGAAAUGGCCGCGCUGGAGAUCAUCGGCAACGGAGAGUCCGGCAAAAAGGUGACCGAAGAAAAUGUGAAGCAGACCAUCGACUUGUUGGAGGACGACAGCCAGAAGGACUUUAUCGAGAAGUGUCUGCGGAGGAAUCCGACCGAACGUUGGUCCGCCAGAGAGCUGCUCUUCCAUCCGUUGCUGUUCGAGGUCCAUUCCCUGAAACUGCUCGCCGCCCAUGUGCUGGUUCGGAAUUCAGGUAAAUUAUCAAACAUAUCCGAAACCAUAACGGACGAACUCAUGCAACGAUGGUAUGGACCGGAAGUGAUAGUUGCCGAGAUCCAAAGGAGGAACAGCGAGCAUGUCCAGAUGAAGAUGACCGACGUGCCCGUUAAUGAAAAACUGGAAAAAUUCGUUGAAGAUGUCAAAAAUGGCAUCUACCCUUUAACGGCCUUUGGUGCAAAGCAGCCGCCGCUGGCCCGAUCCAGAGCCAUAUCUCCGGAAAUGGCGGAAUCCGUAAAAUCCGUGACCCCGGAACCGACUGACGUAGAAACUAGGAAAAUUAUUAAUAUGAUGUGUGAUGUUAAGUCCAAAGAAGAGAGCUGUGAUUUACUGUUGACUAUUGUGUUACGUAUGGAUGAUAAAAUGAAUAGGCAACUAACUAGCUGUAUAUCUCCUAGUGAUAAUCCCAAAGUGCUAGCACAAGAAUUAGUCCACUACGGUUUUGUAAAUGAAGUGGAUCGUGAUAAGAUAGCAUCGUUAAUAGAAGAAGCCCUGCAUAAUUCGUCAGGCCACAGUAGUCCAGUGCACAAACACAAUUACAACUCGUCGCUGCCAGACACUCUUCCUACCGAAUCCACAAUGAUUGCACCAUUGCCAGCAGUCAACUCAAUGGGAUCUGCACAAGUGCCCAUGCAUUCUACCAGUUAGUGAAUGGCAGAAUGCAGGUUUUCACUGAUAGAAAACACGUUUCUCAACGCAUCGAUUGACUCCUAAGAACCUGCACUCACAUCCAUCCCCUCUUGAAGGCAGUGUUUCUCAGUGAGGCUUGAUUUGAGGUGCCUCCGGCAGCGCCACUCAACAAUAUCUCCCAGUCAACAAUACAUAUAAGAGAUGCAGGGAUUAUUUGGAUAAAACUCGUUGAGUUAAUUUUAACCGUGUGGGUGUCAGUAGACCUACGCAAGGCUUGUGAUACUACUAAUUUUGUUGGAGAGAACGGGGUAUAAGCGAAAAGGUCCGGGUAUCCGCCCCUUUUAAAACUGAAAAUAUGAAAAGACUGCGAAUUCGAUGUGGGACAUUGCGCUAGUCAUAUUGACCAUACGUUAAUCUGUGAUUGGAGUUCCGAAGACAUGCUGACAUUUAGCGGACAUUUGGACGCCUCGCCAAUAGAGAAAGGCUUUGGAAUAGUUUCGCAUGAAGUAUUCUGAAGGUUUUGCUCAAGAGUGCAAGUUUAAUGCAUCGGAUGUCAUUCGGUUUCGGGCUCGCGCUAUCUGUCGCGCCCCUAAACAGCAAUCUUUGCAUCGUAAAUGUGAAAUUGAUAAUUAAUCUUUCCUUUUUAUAAAAGUGCCAUUGAUGAUUCGUAUUUACUUACAUUUUAUUUAAGCCCUAAAGUAGCUAAGUUUCAUUAAACACACAUUUCUUUUAGUUGUUUGACUGAUUUGGAAGGGGCCAAUUUCGGGCAACAAUCAAUGCAAUGUUGCACGGUUUUUAAGGCUUAAAUUAAUCUAGUUUAACUACUUAUAGCAUUUAAUUUCAUGUUUUUAUAGUGGAUAAGGUCUCAGCCAAGUGCAUGAUUUCUGUUCGGAAUUGGCCCAUUAAGUGAAAGUUAAAAGCAGCCUUUCUACACCCCAAAAAGCAUCCAUUCUUCGCUAAAAUACUCGUCGCAAUUACCUAAACGUUGAUUUGCUCUUUGAGACUGAUUAUAGAUUAAUUUUGCAAAAAAAGCUGGAAGGGAGCGAUGUAGGAGAAGCACUCCAGGAGUUUCAGAGCUUAGAACACCAAAUGGCUAUGGAAGUAACGUUUCAACACCAACUCAAGUGGUUUUGCUACGUAAUUCAGAAAUAUCCUCUACCUCUUUUCUCGAAAUAAACUUUAAUAAAUAGCUACUUCUUGAUGAACACUAUAUUAGUUAAUCUUUAAUCCUUUGAUUGAUGAUCUCAAUCUCCAAUUUAAUCAUUGAUUGUUGCAUUUUUCGCCAUAAUUCAAACAAAGUUGUGGUUUACAAUUAAAACAUAACACGAUUGAGAUCUGCGAAUAUAAACGGCAGCAAAAGUGCAAACAUUCUUAUCUCUAAUUUAAAUUAAAAAUGUAAACUAAAACUUUCAAAUAGGUAAUUAAUUUUCUAGUAUUAGAAUAUUUUAUUUGCGCAUUUGAAUGUUUGCUGCUAACUUUUAAGUAAUUCAAUUGCUUUUCAUUCUUUUGUUUAAUUAUUAUUCUUACGUGAGUUUGCUGAUUUUUGAGGUAAGAUAAUAUCGAUCACACACUUUCAAAUUAUUGAGCUCCAAGACCAAAUUUUCGUGUUUUAAGCUCCAGUGAAGGCCUAUAAACGAACCAAAAGAAAUGUGUCUCAAAACUGCAGUUUUAUUUGAGUUUCCAGCGGUGAUUCAACUUUGGUAAGGUGAAAUCAAAAGUAAUAUUUAAUUUUAAUUAUAGGAAUUUGCGUUUUAAUAGAAAAAUAAAUAAAAAAUGGCUUCAACUACCCAUAAGUAAAUAUCGUGAACUAGACAUAAUGUAUAGGCAUUAAAUCUAUUACUUUUGGAGUUGCAUUAUCAAACAUCAAUGCUGCUGUUGCUACUGCUUUUAAUUAGCGACCGAAUAAAACUUGUACAUACAGUAAUUAUUGUAAUUGUCUGAAAAUGUAGAUAUAAAAUUUUUUUAUUGAAAACAUGUAGAGACUAAAAAGUAAUACAACUACUAUUUAUUAUA
Messenger RNA from Dendroctonus ponderosae (mountain pine beetle), 4111 nucleotides. RefSeq names its product nuclear receptor-binding protein homolog. The record is from RefSeq and is a predicted model, not a curated record. The transcript has 11 exons. Lineage: Eukaryota; Metazoa; Arthropoda; Insecta; Coleoptera; Curculionidae. Gene Ontology annotation, molecular function: protein serine/threonine kinase activity; ATP binding. The coding region runs from base 497 to 2116 and encodes 539 amino acids. Gene Ontology annotation, cellular component: cytoplasm; endomembrane system. Gene Ontology annotation, biological process: endoplasmic reticulum to Golgi vesicle-mediated transport; intracellular signal transduction; protein phosphorylation.